This is a messenger RNA of Lemur catta (Ring-tailed lemur), 4506 nucleotides long. It is a transcript of the gene FGFR2, whose product is annotated as fibroblast growth factor receptor 2. Gene Ontology annotation, molecular function: fibroblast growth factor receptor activity; fibroblast growth factor binding; ATP binding. The record is from RefSeq and is a predicted model, not a curated record. Gene Ontology annotation, cellular component: membrane; signaling receptor complex. Lineage: Eukaryota; Metazoa; Chordata; Mammalia; Primates; Lemuridae. Gene Ontology annotation, biological process: positive regulation of kinase activity; protein phosphorylation; fibroblast growth factor receptor signaling pathway.
GGCCGCCACAAAGCUCGGGCGCCGCGGGGCUGCAUGCGGCUACCUGGCCCGGCGCGGCGACUCCUCUGCGGGCUGCCGGGGGCCGGCCGCGAGCCCCGGGGGCGCGGAGGCCGCAGCGCUGCUGCGCGCUCUGAGCGUUCGCAACUUGCAAGCAAAGUUUGGUGGAGGAAACGCGGAGCCUGAGUCCUUUCUUCCCCUCGCUCCCCACAUCCGAGGGCAGCCCGCGGGCGUCAUGCCCGCGCUCCUCCGCAGCCCGGGGCGCGCGUGAAGCCUCGGAGCCUUGGCACCGGCGGGGACCCAAGGACCACUUUUACUGGAGUUGCCCCCGGAGCUCGUCGCCUGCUCCAUCCCGACCCACGCCGGGCGCGGGACAGACAGAUCGCGGAGGAGCGUUGCCAUUCAAGCAGCAGCAGGAGCAGUAGCAGCAGCAUCUCGGUCCCUGAGCCCACCGCAGGCUGAAGGCAUUGCUGGCAGUCCAUGCUCGUAGAGGAAGUGUGCAGAUGGGAUUGACGUCCAUAUGGAGAUAUGGAAGAGGACCGGGGAUUGGCAUUGUAACCAUGGUCAGCUGGGGCCACUUCAUCUUCCUGGUCGUGGUCACCAUGGCAACUUUGUCCCUGGCCCGGCCCUCAUUCAAUUUAGUUGAGGAUACCACAUUAGAGCCAGAAGAGCCACCAACCAAAUACCAAAUCUCUCAACCAGAAGUUUACGUGGCCGCGCCAGGGGAGUCGCUAGAGUUGCGCUGCCUGUUGAAAGAUGCCGCCAUGAUCAGUUGGACUAAGGAUGGGGUACACGUGGGGCCCAACAAUAGGACAGUGCUUAUUGGGGAAUACUUGCAGAUAAAAGGCGCCACGCCUAGAGACUCCGGCCUCUAUGCUUGUACUGCCGCUAGGACUGUAGACAGUGACACUUGGUACUUCAUGGUGAAUGUCACAGAUGCCAUCUCAUCCGGAGAUGACGAGGACGACACGGAUGGCCCUGAGGAUUUUGUCAGUGAGAACAAUAACAACAAGAGAGCACCGUACUGGACCAACACAGAAAAGAUGGAAAAACGGCUACAUGCCGUUCCUGCGGCCAAUACUGUCAAGUUUCGCUGCCCAGCUGGGGGGAAUCCAACACCAACCAUGAGGUGGCUGAAAAACGGAAAGGAAUUUAAGCAGGAGCAUCGCAUUGGAGGCUACAAGGUACGAAACCAGCAUUGGAGCCUCAUCAUGGAAAGCGUGGUCCCGUCUGACAAAGGCAAUUACACCUGCGUGGUGGAGAAUGGCUACGGGUCCAUCAAUCACACCUACCACCUCGAUGUCGUGGAGCGAUCACCACACCGGCCCAUCCUCCAAGCUGGACUGCCGGCAAAUGCCUCCACGGUGGUCGGAGGUGACGUGGAGUUCGUCUGCAAAGUUUACAGCGAUGCCCAGCCCCAUAUCCAGUGGAUCAAGCAUGUCGAAAAGAAUGGCAGUAAAUACGGGCCCGACGGGCUGCCCUACCUCAAGGUUCUCAAGGCCGCCGGUGUUAACACCACGGACAAAGAGAUUGAGGUUCUCUAUAUUCGGAAUGUAACUUUUGAGGAUGCGGGGGAGUAUACGUGCUUGGCGGCUCCCAUAAGAGAAAAGGAGAUCACAGCCUCCCCAGACUACCUGGAGAUAGCCAUUUACUGCAUAGGGGUCUUCUUAAUCGCCUGCAUGGUGGUCACAGUCAUCCUGUGCCGCAUGAAGACCACGGCGAAGAAGCCGGACUUCAGCAGCCAGCCAGCUGUGCACAAGCUGACCAAGCGCAUCCCCCUGCGGAGACAGGUUUCUGCCGAGUCCAGCUCCUCCAUGAACUCCAACACCCCGCUGGUGAGGAUAACAACACGCCUCUCCUCAACAGCGGACACCCCCAUGCUGGCGGGGGUCUCUGAGUACGAACUGCCGGAGGACCCAAAAUGGGAGUUUCCAAGAGAUAAGCUGACGCUGGGCAAACCCCUGGGGGAAGGCUGCUUCGGGCAAGUGGUCAUGGCAGAAGCCGUGGGGAUCGACAAAGAUAAGGCCAAGGAGGCGGUCACCGUGGCAGUGAAGAUGUUGAAAGAUGAUGCCACCGAGAAAGACCUUUCUGAUCUGGUGUCAGAGAUGGAGAUGAUGAAGAUGAUUGGAAAACACAAAAAUAUCAUAAAUCUUCUUGGAGCCUGUACUCAGGAUGGCCCUCUCUACGUCAUAGUCGAGUACGCCUCGAAAGGUAACCUCCGAGAAUACCUCCGUGCCCGGAGGCCCCCCGGGAUGGAGUACUCCUAUGACAUUAACCGUGUUCCCGAGGAGCAGAUGACCUUCAAGGACUUGGUGUCAUGCACCUACCAGCUGGCUAGAGGCAUGGAGUACUUGGCUUCCCAAAAGUGUAUUCAUCGAGAUUUAGCAGCCAGAAAUGUUUUGGUAACAGAAAACAACGUGAUGAAAAUAGCCGACUUCGGGCUGGCCAGAGACAUCAACAACAUAGACUAUUACAAAAAGACCACGAAUGGGCGACUUCCAGUCAAGUGGAUGGCUCCAGAAGCCCUUUUUGAUAGGGUGUACACGCAUCAGAGUGAUGUCUGGUCCUUUGGGGUGUUAAUGUGGGAGAUCUUCACUUUAGGGGGCUCACCCUACCCAGGGAUUCCUGUGGAGGAACUUUUUAAGCUGCUGAAGGAAGGACACAGGAUGGAUAAGCCGGCUAACUGCACCAAUGAACUGUAUAUGAUGAUGAGGGACUGCUGGCAUGCAGUGCCCUCCCAGAGACCGACGUUCAAGCAGUUGGUGGAGGACUUAGAUCGGAUUCUCACUCUCACAACCAAUGAGGAAUACUUGGACCUCAGUCAGCCUCUCGAACAGUAUUCUCCUAGUUCCCCUGACACAAGGAGUUCUUGUUCUUCAGGAGAUGACUCUGUUUUCUCUCCAGACCCUAUGCCUUACGAACCAUGCCUUCCUCAGUACCCACACAGAAACGGCAGUGUUAAAACAUGAGUGAGCGUGUCUGCCUGUCCCCAGACGGGACAGCGCCAGGAACUGACCCACACUGAGCAGGGAGGCCGCGCCUCCAAGAGCUUCUUGUCUCUGCUUGUAUAUAUGGAUCAGAGGAGUAAAUAAUUGGAAAAGUAAUCGGCACAUGUGUAAAGAUGUAUACAGUUGAAAACUUGUAAUCUUCACCAGGAGAAGAAUGCUUCUGGAAGGAUGGACUGCCACAGGCCACCACGCGGCCACUCUGACCCGCCGCGGACCCUGGCUGUGGACCAGUCGGACUCAAGGCAGAUGCCCGUUCUGCCUUCCUUGUUAAUUUUGUAAUAAUUGGAGAAAAUAUAUGUCAGCACACAUUUACAGAGCACAAAUGCAGUAUAUAGGUGCUGGAUGUAUGUAAAUAUAUUCAAAUUAUGUAUAAAUAUAUAUUAUAUAUUUACAAGGAAUUAUUUUUUGUAUUGAUUUUAAAUGGAUGUCCCAAUGCACCUAGAAAAUUGGUCUCUUUCUCUUUUUUUUAAUAGCUAUUUGCUAAAUGCUGUUCUUACACAGAAUUUCUUAAUUUUCACCGAGCAGAGGUGGAAAAAUACUUUUGCUUUCAGGGAAAAUGGUAUAACAUUAAUUUAUUAAUGAAUUGGUAAUAUACAAAACAAUUAAUCAUUUAUAGUUUUUUUUUGUAAUUUAAGUGGCAUUUCUAUGCAGGCAGUGCAGCAGACUAGUUAAUCUAUUGCUUGGACUUAACUAGUUAUCAGAUCCUUUGAAAAGAGAAAUAUUUACAAUAUAUGACUAAUUUGGGAAAAAUGAAGUUUUGAUUUAUUUGUGUUUAAACUCUGCUGUCAGAUGAUUGUUCUUAACCCUGCCUCCCCCCUCCCCAAAUGCCCAUAGUAAAAGGACCCAUUAAUAGGAAGGUGUUUUGUUUUGUAUGCAGCUCUGUCAUUGGGCCAAUGCGACAUUUAACUGGACUUCCCAAGACAAAUGGUACCAGUGACCUCUUUAAAAAAUGCCUUAAUCCAUUCCUAGAGGACAGGCUGGAGCUGAGAUGAUAGUGAGCGUGUCUCCCCGGCAGCUGGCCCUCUCCCCCUGGGUUGCACACUGAUCAGAUUAGCCUGUAUUCUCUUCAGUGAAUUUGGAUAAUGGCUUCCAGAUUCCUUGGCGUUAGAGAAGGCGUUUAGGAUCUUCAAGUCCCAUCAUAGAGAACUGAACACAAAGUUGUUCUGCUGAUAGUGUUGGGGGGAUGCUUCCAUUUUUUUAAGGGAUUGCUUCCAUCUGAUUUUGGUAGGACCUCACCCAAAGAUCCCUCCUAAUACCUGCGCCAGACAGAACAUCGCCGUGUUGUCCAUUCUGUAUUAAAGUAUUGUGUUUUGCUGUCAAAACACCCACUCACUUUGCUAUAGCCAUGCAACAUGAAUGCAGAUGACACUGAUUUUACGUGUUACAAAAUUGGAGAAAGUAUUUAAUAAAACUUGUUAAUUUUUAUACUGACAAUAAAAAUGUUUCUAUGGAUAUUAAUGUUAACAAGACAAAAUAAAUGUCACGCAGCUUAUUUUUUUAA